Alexandromys fortis (reed vole) is the source of this 1628-nucleotide messenger RNA. RefSeq names its product peter pan homolog (gene Ppan). Gene Ontology annotation, biological process: ribosomal large subunit assembly; rRNA processing. Gene Ontology annotation, molecular function: rRNA binding. Lineage: Eukaryota; Metazoa; Chordata; Mammalia; Rodentia; Cricetidae. The record is from RefSeq and is a predicted model, not a curated record. The transcript is spliced from 12 exons. The coding region runs from base 87 to 1499 and encodes 470 amino acids. Gene Ontology annotation, cellular component: preribosome, large subunit precursor.
UGGGCCACACAGAGCGUCCCGCGUCGGAAGUGAACAGUGUGCGCCGGAAGCAGCUUCAGAAGCAACCUCGUGGAGGAGCCGGCAGCAUGGGGCAGUCGGGGCGGUCCCGGCACCAGAAGCGCGCUCGCGCCCAGGCCCAGCUCCGCAACCUCGAGGCCUACGCCGCUCAGCCGCACUCGUUCGUGUUCACGCGAGGCCGGGCGGGUCGCAGUGUUCAGCAGCUCAGCCUGGAUGUGCGGCGGGUCAUGGAGCCACUCACCGCCUCUCGUCUACAGGUUCGAAAGAAGAACUCACUGAAGGACUGUGUGGCAGUGGCCGGCCCCCUCGGGGUCACACACUUCCUUGUCUUGAGCAAAACAGACAACAGUGUGUACUUGAAGCUGAUGCGCCUCCCAGGAGGCCCCACUUUGACCUUCCAGAUCAACAAGUACACACUGGUGCGGGAUGUCGUCUCCUCCCUGCGCCGACACCGGAUGCAUGAGCAGCAGUUUAACCACCCACCCCUUCUGGUGCUCAACAGCUUUGGCGUCCAGGGCAUGCACAUCAAGCUCAUGGCCACCAUGUUCCAGAACCUGUUCCCGUCCCUCAACGUGCACACGGUGAACCUCAACACCAUUAAGCGCUGCCUCCUCAUCAACUACAACCCGGACUCCCAAGAGCUGGACUUCCGGCACUACAGCAUCAAAGUGGUUCCCGUGGGUGCCAGUCGGGGCAUGAAGAAGCUCUUACAGGAGAAGUUUCCCAACAUGAGCCGCUUGCAAGAUAUCAGUGAGCUGCUGGCUACGGGUGUGGCACUGUCAGAGAGUGAGGUGGAGCCAGAUGGUGAGCACAAUAUCACAGAACUACCCCAGGCUGUGGCUGGCCGUGGCAACAUGCAGGCCCAGCAGAGUGCCGUCCGACUCACAGAGAUUGGACCCCGGAUGACACUGCAGCUCAUUAAUAUCCAGGAGGGUGUUGGGAACGGCAAUGUCCUCUUCCACAGUUUUGUACACAAGACUGAGGCAGAACUUCAGGCCAUCUUGGCAGCAAAGGAGGAGAAGCUGCAACUCAAGGCCCAGCGUCAGAACCAGCAGGCUGAGAACUUACAGCGCAAGCAGGAACUGCGCGAGGCCCACAAGAAGAAGAGCCUGGCAGGCAUGAAGCGAGCCCGGGCAGGGGCCGAUGGGGACAGCGAUGCCGAGGACCCUGGGGCACCUCCAGAGGCAGCAGGAGCAAGCCGGAAUGAGGAGGAGGAGGAGGAGGAGGAUGACGCCGAGUAUUUUCGCCAAGCUGUGGGCGAGGAGCCUGACGAGGACAUGUUCCCCAGAGUGGGCAAGCGGAGGCGCCUGGGAGGACCUCCGGGCAAGAAGCAGCGAGGGAAAGAGCAGAGGCCUGGCUCAGGCAAGGGUCAGGGUGGCAACUGGCGGCUUCCGAAACCAAAGGGUAGAUUCCAAGGAGUCAAGACCAAGCUGGGACCCAGAGCCAGACGCCAGGACACGGGUCUACCAUCAAGAACCUGAGGCUGCUUGGCAGUGGAUGAUCCAUAGAUGCCCCAGAUUGGGGCCCGAGAGCUGCCCUGGGCUCCAGUGUAGCCCGGUUUCCUUUCAUAAAGGAGCUAUCCAGUUCUUCCAAUAAACUUGAACUUGGCA